Molecule: messenger RNA, 270 nt
Organism: Plasmopara halstedii
Lineage: Eukaryota; Oomycota; Peronosporomycetes; Peronosporales; Peronosporaceae
Exons: 2
Coding region: 1-270 (89 amino acids)
Source: RefSeq, a predicted model, not a curated record
AUGAUUUGUCUGCCUUUGGCCCCGACAGGAGGAUUGUACAUCCCGGCUAUCAGCCCUGGUGUCGAGAUUCUUAAGCGCAUGACGUUUCAAUCAUCGAAGAAAAAUAUGGAGUAUUGCUACGAGAUGUACAUUACACGUAAUACAUUAUUGUUUUUCGAAGCGCCAGCUCUUGGAAAUCUUUUGACUUUGAUCAGUAGUAGAACACUUUGCCGGCUGAGAGGUAGCGAUGAAGAUGUAACCUCCGUCGACGAAAGUGAAAGCAGCCUUUGA